Portunus trituberculatus (swimming crab) is the source of this 3208-nucleotide messenger RNA. RefSeq lists its product as uncharacterized. The transcript has a single exon. The record is from RefSeq and is a predicted model, not a curated record. The coding region runs from base 2432 to 3022 and encodes 196 amino acids. Lineage: Eukaryota; Metazoa; Arthropoda; Malacostraca; Decapoda; Portunidae.
ACCCUAAGAAGGGUCCAAUUACCCUAGUUUAGGGUAUUUUACCCUAAAAUGGAAGCACUGCUCAAGAGUCAAGCCAGCCAAACUGAUUCUAUACAUAGAAUGUUUUACAGAAAACGGAGCACAGGCAGUACAUAAAGGACAUACUAACAUAACACAACAUCAUCACAAAGCAACUUCCUCGUAAGUGACAUAGGUAAUUGAAUCAAGAUACAGUUACUGAGAAGUUAUUAGAAUUUUAUAUAAACACACACACACACACACACACACACACACUAGGUGGCAGAAGUGUGGUUCGUCCCAUCGAGGUUAUAGUGACAGACAGAAACAGACAAAACAGACAAGCAGAAGCAAGAAAACACACUCGAGUUGAAAUACCUCGCCAGUGGUUUAAUCUACCCUCCCUUCUACUAUCUAACGUGACAUCCCUAACGAACAAAAUGGACGAAUUAAUUGUAGCGGUGAGAUCAACCCAUGCAGACAUUGUGCCAAUCACUGAGGCGUGGCAAAUAGUACCGGAAGGGUGUAUGGUGCAAGACUUUCAACUCUUCCACUAUCUAAUAUCAGAGAGAAGAGGUGGGGGUGUGGCUGCUUACUGCCGCUCCACCCUCAGUCCCUCUCACCUCCCGGUGGCUGUCCCCCCCAGGAGUGGAGGCCCUAUAGGUACGAGUGACUCCAUCCUCCCACCCCCGAGACGCAGCAUUAAUCAUCCUCUGUGUUGCAUACCACCCCCCACGUGCCCGCACAGCACACCUACUCACUGAGCACAUGAUAAACACGGCUGACACUCAGAAUGAAAUAUCCUGUUGCCAAGCUGGUUAUCUGCGGAGAUUUUAACAGACUAGAUGUGAGUGAAAUUCUACACCAGUUACACUUAACCCAAGUCGUUGACUUCCCCACGGUCCAACAAGCCAAACUCGACCUUAUCAUGACUGACCUACAUCAUUACUACUCCUUCUCCCACCCUCUACCCCCACUGGCACGAAGCACCCACCGCUCCAUCCUGUGGUCACCCGCACCCACCACUUCACCCCCGCACUCCAAGGUCAUCAAGACCUACCGACCUAUGCCUGACUCUUCCCUAAGGUUGUUUGGACAGUGAGUAACCCAACACCCUUGGAAUGAGGUGCUACAAAUGGAAGACGUACAUACCAAGUGGAGCAACUUUGUUUCCACCACAUCAGCAUCCUUACACCACUACUUCCCAGCAAAGAGCGCCACAGUGCACCCAUCUGAUGCCCCGUGGAUGACGCUCCGCAUUAAAAGGCUCAUCAAACAGAGAAAAUGGGCCUUCCAUACCUGCUCCAUACAAUACAGGAAGGAACAAAGUGAUACGGGAGAUAAAGAUAACGAAAGCAAGUCAUUACCCAAACAAAAUUCAUCAACUCAAGCUCAACAACAACAGACAGUGGUAUGAUAAGAUUAAGGCUUUGUGUGGUCUACAAAAACAGUCCUCUCCUUUUCCUUGUACCUCACACCCCCCCACUGAGUCAGCAGCAGACGAGAUGAAUAGUCACUUUGCUACAAUCUGUCAAACAUUCCCGCCCCUUCACCCCUCAAGUCUCCCUGCUUACCUCCCUGCUCCCUCCCCUCCUCCAGCUGUCCAGGUGAUGGAUGUCUACAAGAGAAUUCUGAAACUCAAUCCUCAGUCAACCAUCCCUACUGACCUAACCCAUUAAGAUCUACAAAGAAUUUGCUCCAGAACUAGCCACCCCUCUCUGCUCAAUAAUAAAUGCAUCUCUCUCACAGUACUCAUGCCCUGUCGACUGGAAAACAUAAUUUGUCACACCCAUUCCUAAAACUGCCAGCCCACAAUCUCUAAGUGACCUUAUGCCAGUCGCUAUCACACCCAUCCCUAGCCUCAUCUGUGAAGAAUUUGUGUUUGACUGGGCAUACCACAAAAUCAGUUCCUCCUUAGACAUUCAGCAAUUUGGCAAUAUCAGAGCCACCUCUACCUCUCACUACCUAGUCAGCUUCCUUGACUUCAUUCAUACGUAGUCACCUGGACAAACGGAACACCUCUCUAGCAGUCGCUUUUGUGGACUUCAAGAAAGCUUUUGAUCUGGUUGACCACACUGUUGUCAUUAACAAAGCCAUCAGUCUGGGUCUUCUCUCUCACCUGAUAGCAUGGCUGGUUAACUUCCUCACGGGACGCCGGCAAGCUGUACGUUUUCAAAAACACACAUCCCCUUACCAACAACUAACGUGUGGCGUCCCUCAGGGCACCAAGAUGGGUCCACUCUGCUUCCUGAUACUGGUUAAUGACGCUCUGACAAAAACCCCUCACCGCUGGAAGUAAGUGGAUGACUGCACCGUGGGUGUGUCACUCCACAACAAACACCCAGACUACUCAGCACUUCAAACAACGUUGAACUGCCUGCAGGAGUGGUCGGAGGAAAGCAGGAUAACAAUCAACUACACCAAAACUGUAGUAAUGCAUAUCUGCACCGCGCCCCCUCAACUAUCCGUGGGUCCUCACCCCCUCCAAGUAGUUCGGUCAGCCAAGCUGCUCGGAGUCACAGUGGACGAUCAGCUGACAUGGAAAUUACACGUUACUGCCACAGUGAGAUCGGCAGCCCACAGACUCUACAUGCUGCGCAGACUUAAGUCACUGGGCACACCAGCUGAUGAGUUAAAGGGGAUAUACAUCACCUUCAUCCUGCCCAAACUUAUGUAUGCAUCACCUGUAUGGUCUUCCUCCCUCAUCUCCACUCAACAGCAACAACUGGAAAAUGUCCAUAAAAGGGCCUGCAGAAUCAUACUUGGCCCUGCCUACACUGACUAUGAUCACGCCCUAUCUACCCUCGAUCUCCGCACACUGGCAACCAGACACCAAGCAGCCCUCGUCAAGAUGGGUAGAGGCCUGCUGCGCCACUCACGGCUACGGCAUCUCCUCCCCCCUGACGCGCCCCAGCCAAUCCAUGCCACACCACACACAAACGUGGUCAUGCCACUCAAGGCCCCAGGAACUGACCGUUAUCAUCAUAGUGCUAUCCCCUCCAUGGUGCUAGCCAUAAAUAGCUAAGUUAGGUUCUCAUCUUGAAUGUCCCUUAAUCCCCAUAUGUACAUCUUCAUGUAAUGCUAUCCCCUUCAUGGUGGGAACCAUAAACAACCAUAAACAGCUAAGUUCAGGUUCUAAUCUUAAGUCUCCCUCAAUCCCCAUAUGUACAUUUUCAGUAUGUAUGUACUGCAAUUACUAAUAAACCGUAUU